AUGCUUUAUCCACAUAAACUAAAUGUGAUCCUUGGAAAUGAAAAACAAGUGGUUGUUGGUGAUUUAACAAGUCAAUCAUGGACAUUAGUUAAUCUAGAUAAUGGUCAAAAUUCUUUUAUUCAACCAACUAUUUCAUCAUCUUCUCCAUUAACACAAAUAAUAACUCGUCAAUUUAAUGAAAUGCUUUCUCAACAAAAUACAUCUGCAUCACGAUCCGUAUAUCAUUCAACGAAUGGUCAACUUCUUCAAUAUAUUCUUAAUCAUAAUUCAAUUCGUAUUGUUGAUUUUAUUAAAAAUGUAUCUCAACAAAGUAAACUUCCAUUUUCUGUUGGUUAUGUUAUUCCAUUUAGUGAUCAAUCUAUACUUACUGAUUAUGUUCAACAAUCUUCAUCUUCAUAUCUUUUCAAUAUAAUAAUGAACAAAAACCAAAUGUACCACUGA
Rotaria sp. Silwood2 is the source of this 441-nucleotide messenger RNA. The record is from the annotation of a GenBank genome assembly. NCBI's taxonomy places the organism in Eukaryota, Metazoa, Rotifera, Eurotatoria, Philodinida, Philodinidae.